Stylophora pistillata is the source of this 1193-nucleotide messenger RNA. RefSeq lists its product as uncharacterized. The record is from RefSeq and is a predicted model, not a curated record. Gene Ontology annotation, biological process: cell-cell adhesion. Gene Ontology annotation, cellular component: cell-cell junction; plasma membrane. NCBI's taxonomy places the organism in Eukaryota, Metazoa, Cnidaria, Anthozoa, Scleractinia, Pocilloporidae. Gene Ontology annotation, molecular function: cell adhesion molecule binding.
AUGUCUACAGCUCACGCUGGUCAAGGAUUGUUCAGAAUAAUAUGCAGACUGCAAGUAAAAGAGUCGCCUAAGUUUACCUUAACCCCUCCUGCAGUGGUUUUUACAGUGCUACGAACAAAUAUAAGCCUCAGCUGCGAGGCUACAGGGUCUCGGCGUCCAAAGGUUAAAUGGUCUUGGACUCAAAGGUCUUCUGCUGCAUUCACGUUUCUUCAAGAGGAUGGAUGUCUCUUGAUUAAUAUGGCUGAAUAUCAUAUUAAAGAAUAUUUUAUAUGCCGAGCAACAGACAACUUGGGAGCGGCAGAAACAGUAACUACGUUGGUUACAAUUCUAAAGGUAUCGUUUAUCAGUUUCUUUACCGCGUCCCAUAGAGGUUUGGGACUUUCAGUAAUACUAGCAAGUAAUGACAAUCACCUGGAAACCCUAAGCAGUUGGCUUAGGUCAGUUGAACGAAGCCAGUCCUCUCAAUGGAAGCGCUGUUGGCGAGCAUCAGUGGAUGGUUGGGCUGCCUCUACCUUCCACUCAUUGUGUGAUAAGAAAGGGCUAACAGUGACCAUUAUCCGCGUGGGAAGAUACAUCUUUGGUGGAUACGCCGGCAGUGGAUGGACCUCGCCUUCCAGUUGUACAUCCCAACACAGUCGAAGCACCUUUUUGUUCUCAUUGGUUAACAAGCCAGGCUGGGGACCAGUGAAACUGUCUCAAACAGGAAAGUAUGGUUCUCAUGGUAACUCCAUACUUACUUGUUCUAGCUAUGCACCCACAUUUGGUGGAGGAUACGAUAUUUACAUUGCCAACUACGCCUCAUCCAAUACACAGUCCUUCGCAAACCUUGGAUACACCUACAGUCCACCAUCUGGCCACAGUUAUGGCAGCUCCUUCACCCGAUCAUUCCUGGCAGGAAGUUACAAAUUUCAACCUGAUGAAGUUGAAGUGUUUUAUGAAACUACUUGAAACAAACGAACUGAAGUAACGGUGAUAUUCCAAAUUCCCCAUUCACUGACAAUCGAGGCAGACGUUUAUGCCUCUGUUGAGGCCUCAAAGAUAAAAGCUUAAAGAGAUCUUUAUGUAACAGCACUAUACUGUCCAGAUUAUACGAAAAUUAUUGAGCAGAAUGACAUUAUGGUCAACUUGCGGAUAAACCGUGUAGAAUAUCAUUUGAUUACACAGUGAUUGUACUAAAAACUUAUGAUCUUCUG